AUGAAUUUCGAUGUUGGAGGUCCAUCAUACUUAUCAUCAUCUUCAUCUUCGGAUGAUGAUAAUUUUUUGUCCAAUAUCAUUACAGAGAUUGAUGAAACCGAAGAAGUAAUUUGUGAGUACAUCAACAACAACAUGAUCAUCGUUAACAAUUUACGUCAACAAAACUACCAACCGAUCCAUGGUGGCUCGAUUCCCGGUCAUGCAGUGAUCAACCGCGAUCGAGAAAAUGCGCAUCAGAAUUUGGUCAUAGAUUACUUUGCCGAUAAUCCACAUUUUGGAGAAGAUAUGUUUCGUCGUCGAUAUCGGAUGUCAAGAAGUUUGUUCCUUCGUAUUGUUGAUGCAGUGAAAGAUCAUGACUAUUACUUCCAACAACGAAGUGAUGGACUUGGUAGAAUGGGAUUAUCACCGUUACAGAAAGUAACAGCUGUUUUUCGCAUGUUGGCAUACGGUCUACCAGCUGAUGCUACGGACGAAUACGUUAAAAUAGGUGAGUCAACAGCAAUUGAAAGUAUGACAAAAUUUUGUCGUGCUAUGGUGGAAAUAUUCGCAGAGCGGUAUCUACGAACACCUAACGCUAACGAUAUUGCUAGGCUACUCUAUAUUAGUAAAAAACAUGGUUUUCCAGGAAUGUUAGGAAGUCUUGAUUGUAUGCAUUGGAAAUGGAAAAAUUGUCCAACAGCAUGGUCUGGGCAAUACACAGGACGUAGUGGGUCACCAACUAUUAUCCUCGAAGCUGUGGCAGAUUAUGAUCUUUGGAUAUGGCACGCAUAUUUUGGUAUGCCAGGCACCAAUAAUGAUAUCAAUGUGCUGGAGUCAUCUAAUCUUUUCUCUAACCUAGCUCAAGGUAUUGCUCCUCCCGCUCACUAUGUUAUUCAAGGAAAAGAGUAUAAUAUGGGUUAUUAUUUAGCUGAUGGUAUAUAUCCGAAAUGGGCUACUAUUGUACAAACAAUCCAACAGCCACAAGGUAGGAAGAAAAAAUAUUUUGCCAUGAAACAGGAAGCAUGUAGAAAAGAUGUAGAACGUGCGUUCGGAGUUCUCCAAUCACGAUUUGCAAUCGUGGCAGGAUCAGCACGUUUUUGGAAAAAACAUGUAUUACAUGACAUAAUGACUGCAUGCAUUAUUAUGCACAAUAUGAUAAUCGAGGAUGAACGUGAUCUUUAUGCACCAAUUCAAGAAGUGAGGGAAGCACCAACACCAGAAGUUGAUAUGGUAGCAGAUGAAACUACAAGAUUUACUCAAUUUAUUACACGUUACGGAAAAAUCAAGGAUAAAGAUGCCCAUAUUGCGCUUCGUAAUGCAUUGAUAGAUCAUCUAUGGGAGGAAUACACUAAUUCAGAUAGUUAA
This is a messenger RNA of Asparagus officinalis (garden asparagus), 1344 nucleotides long. Its product is annotated as putative nuclease HARBI1. Lineage: Eukaryota; Viridiplantae; Streptophyta; Magnoliopsida; Asparagales; Asparagaceae. The record is from RefSeq and is a predicted model, not a curated record. The transcript has a single exon. Bases 1 to 1344 code for a protein of 447 amino acids.